Messenger RNA from Anolis carolinensis (green anole), 6698 nucleotides. RefSeq names its product myotubularin related protein 12 (gene mtmr12). The transcript is spliced from 15 exons. Gene Ontology annotation, molecular function: phosphatidylinositol-3-phosphate phosphatase activity. NCBI's taxonomy places the organism in Eukaryota, Metazoa, Chordata, Lepidosauria, Squamata, Anolidae. Gene Ontology annotation, biological process: phosphatidylinositol dephosphorylation. Gene Ontology annotation, cellular component: cytoplasm; membrane. The record is from RefSeq and is a predicted model, not a curated record. Bases 2547 to 4604 code for a protein of 685 amino acids.
GGAUUAAGCAAAAAGAUCAAGUUUCCUCCAAGAGAUAAGUCAGAUUCCAUCCUCAAUUUACAGACUCCUCUACCGAGGAAGACCCAGGAAGGACAACUGAAAGCUCUGAAGUCUCUGACUCACCACCUUUAAGAAGAUCCUCCAGACAUAAGAAUAGGACUCUACCAUCAUCCUCAUCCUCAACUUUUUUUCCAAGGGACCGAAAUCGGAGACACCGAACCUGAUUGUUAAUUUAUCCGAUUAUAAGUUAUCUGAUGUAGAAAGGUCAAUAGUAAACAAAGGUCUAUCAUUUGUUCCCACCCCUAAAUUUAAUGCAUUUCGAGCACGAAUAGAUUUAUUCAAGCUAUUUAGAACCAUCCGCUUAAGAGACAUGUUUAAAGACAGCAUAUCCAACACAACCACAGAUCCUUUCAAACCCAAAAGUACCUUCUGCCCUUCCACAGAUAACAUUUACAUUAAAUGCUUUGAAAAAGCUGUAGAGAGGGACUUUAACAAGCUAACUACUCGUAGACAACCAUACCACUCAAAUUUAUCAGAAUUAGAAAGAACCACUCUGGUCAAAUUGAGCAACCUCAAAGAGGUAGUCUGGAAACCAGCAGAUAAAGGGGGAGCUAUAGUAUUACUUAACAAAAGAGAUUAUAUUAAGGAAGUCAACCUCCAGUUAUCAAAUAGUAAAUUCUACCAACCUAUUGCAACAGACCCCACUAAACACAUUCAGUCCCUUAUUAGGGUGGUGUGUCAAGAGGGAUUAUCCAUGGGAUUUAUCUCUUCUUCUACAUUUAAAUACUUACAAAAUGACUUCCCUAGGAUACCUAUCUUUUAUAUUCUUCCUAAGAUUCAUAAAGGCAUCAUUCCACCCCCAGGCCGACCUAUUAUUUCUGGUUCAUCUUCUGUAUUGGAACCAGUUGCUAAAUAUCUAGACUCCUUUUGCCAACCAUUUGUCCCUCUCUGUGAUUCCUACAUUAAAGACACAAAGCACUUCAUUAAUAUCGUAGAAAAUCUCAAUAUUGAGGAGGACAGCAUUUUAGUUACGAUUGAUGUCACCUCACUCUAUACUAACAUUCCACUAGAUGAGGCUCGUAUCAUUAUAGAAAAUAUCCUUCGUAGGAGAACAAAGUUGCAACCACCUACACACUUCUUGAUGGACUUGUUAGAUAUAGUACUAGAGAAAAAUUAUUUCCGUUUUCAAAACCAAUUUUACUUUCAGACCUUCGGUGUCGCUAUGGGAAGUCCGUUAGCUCCAUCGAUUGCCAAUCUAUUCAUGGCACAUUUAGAAAACACUAUAUUGCUUAAUCCAUCUUUAAAUAUGUACUAUUCUAAUAUAAUAUACUAUGGCCGAUUCAUUGAUGAUAUAUUCAUAGUAUUUAAAACAACUGAAGCCGCAGUAGGAUUCUCUAAUUGGAUUAACACUAUACAUACGUCUAUUAAAUUUACCAGUCAUCUCAACCUGUCACAUAUCAAUUUUUUAGAUGUUACUGUGUAUAAACAUCAUAACAAACUGUUGGUCAAGAACUUCAGAAAACCAUCAGAUAAGAAUUCUUUUCUUCAUUAUAACAGCUUCCACCACUUUGGUUUAAAGACCAAUCUUCCAUUUUCACAACUACUUAGACUAAAGCGUAACUCAAGCUCUAAUGAACACUUCAUUCAUGAAAGCCUGACCUUAAGCCAGGAGUUUAGAAGUAGAGGCUAUCCUAAACAUGUCAUCAAAAAGGCAUUAAUUAAAGCUGAAAAAACUGAUAGAACCACCCUACUGAAAGAAUCUGCUAAACCAACUAAAAAUCAAAUUAUCUGGACACAAGAAUUAUCACAUUACUCCAAACACAUAAUCCAAAUUAUAAAAAAACACUGGCAUCUUCUUCAAGAUAUUUCAGGUUGCGAUAAAUUACCUAUUUUUGGAAACAGGCGUACUAAAAAUAUUAGAGAAUAUUUAAUCCAUACAGAUUUAACCACUCCUAUUAGUACACCAAAGAGCACCCUGAGAGGCCAUUAUCCUUGUGGUCACUGUAAGUGUUGUCCUCAAUCUUGGAAGACUAAGGAGAUAUAUAAUCAUAGGAACAAAGUGGGCACCACACUAAAACAUUUUUCUACUUGUAAUAGCAACAAUGUAAUCUACCUCUUGACAUGUGACUGUGAUCUCUGGUAUAUUGGAAAAACAACCAGAUCCUUGAGAAUCAGAAUCUCUGAACAUAAAUCCAGAAUCAAAAAUUUAUCUACAGAAUCUCUUUUAUAUUCACACUUCACCCAAUACAAACAUUCACCUACCUCAUUUAAAUUUUGUGUUCUGGAAUGCAUCUCUCAAAAACCUUUCAUGGACUUGGAAAAACUAUUAUCCCAAAGGGAAAUGUACUGGAUCUUUAAGUUUAAAACCUUUUCCCCUCAGGGACUUAAUGAAUCACUUAAUUUUAGCUGUUUCCUUUAAACCUUCAAGUACUCUUUAAAAACCCUUGAGUGAACCUCCAGAAUUACUCGCAGUUGAAAUCACCACAAGCAGAGUCACUCAGUGAAAGCAUUUAGCACUAUGUGAACUAGUGCUUUGUGAAGCAAGUAUGGUUUGGAAGUGUGUACAAGAUGAUGGAUCUCAUCGUGGCAUUUAUGGAAAGCUUAUUUGCACAAACUUCAAAAUUUCAUUCCUCGGUCAAGAACCUGCUUUGGAAGAUGAACUGCAGUUCAAAAAUAAAAUCAUUGGGCAAAAUGACAUCACUCUACAGUGUGUAGACCAACUUUUUGGAGUUUAUGAUGACAGAAAAAAACCUAUAUAUGGCCAACUGAGAAAAUACCCAGAGACAAUAAUAAUUUAUUGCAAGGAUUUUAGAGUGUUUCGCUUCUGUUUGAGAUACACCAAGGAAGAAGAAGUUAAAAGGAUUGUCAGUGGCAUUGUUCAUCAAACACAGACUGCAAAGCUGUUCAAGCGUUUAUUUCUGUUCUCCUAUGCAUCUGCUGCACCAAAUGAUACAGACGUAAAGACGGGAACAGUGAUGUUUGAGUCCAUAAAAGAUUGGCGUCAAGAAUUGGAACGGACCAAAGGAAACCUGAAAUUCAAAGUAGUGGGCUCCAAUGAAGACUACAGAGUCUCUAAAAAAUUACCUCCAUACUUCGUUGUUCCCAUGGCUGUCUCAGAACAAGACAUUUUGCAGUAUCACGGAAAAGGAAUUCCAAUUUGGUGUUGGUCUUGCCAUAAUGGAACUUCUCUCCUCAAGAUGUCAACUCUUCCCAAAGAACAAGAUGAUAACACUAUGCAGAUGCAAAAAAUCUUCUUGGACGGGAUGUAUAAGACAGUUGAUAAACCUCCUUUUGAAGCCUUGAAAAUAGAGGACCUUUCAAGCAGUCUUCCAUCUCUACCAGAGAUCCAAGUUACAUAUGCUAGAUUUAAGCAGCUGUUUCUAAUAGAUAACAGCACAGACUUCUGGGAUACUGAUGUAAAGUGGUUUUCAUUACUUGAGAAUACAAAUUGGCUAGAAAUCAUAAGGCGGUGUCUUAAAAAAGCAGUAGAGGUUGUUGAAUCGCUAGAAGCACAGAAUACCAAUGUUCUUCUUACAGAGGAGAAUGCUUCUGACCUGUGUUGUGUGGUUUCCUGUCUGGUUCAAAUUAUGAUGGAUUCAUAUUGCCGGACAAAGCUGGGAUUUCAGAGCCUUGUUCAGAAGGAAUGGAUUACGGGAUCUCAUGCUUUCUUGGAUCGGUGUAAUCAUCUGCGGCAAAGUGAUAAAGAGGAGGCACCUGUCUUCUUGUUGUUCUUGGAUUGUGUUUGGCAGUUGGUCCAGCAGUACCCACCAGCAUUUGAAUUUACAGAGACCUAUCUAACUGUUCUGUCAGACAGCUUGUAUAUUCCCAUAUUUAGCACCUUUUUCUUCAAUUCUCAACAUCAGAAAGACACUACCUUGUAUGGAGGAAGCCUGAAUACAGAAGGGAGUAAACUUAGUUAUCUUUCAGUUUGGGAAUGGUCUGUACAAUUUGAGCCUGAGGCACAGGCUUUGCUGAAUAAUCCUCUAUAUGCAGAGAAGCCAAAACUAGAUAAAAGUCAGAAGAAAACCACACGACUCAAGCAUCAGCGACAGCUUUCUUUGCCACUGGCACCAACUAAGCCUGCUCCAAAAAGAGGAUUUUUUAAAGAAGAAGCAGAUCAGUUAAUUAAAAACAUUUUAGGCAAAAGAAUCAGCAGGUUGAUAACUUCUUCUGAUGAUCUUCAGACUAACUUCAGUGAGUUCUAUGAAAGCUGGCAUGGUAAGAUGGUUGAUCUCCAUGGACUGCUGCUGCCACGACUCGAAGGGCCAGAAAUAAAGGUCUGGGCACAGAGGUAUUUGCGUUGGAUCCCCGAAGCUCAGCUCCCUGGCAGUGACACAGUCUCAACAAAAGUCUUGGAUGUGAUGGAAGAGGUACAAGGCUUGCAAAAGAAAAUGGAUGAAAAACAUAGCAAAGUCUCAGACGAAGAUGUGGAAGCUUCUCCUUUCCAGAGAAAUCCUGCUCGUUUGUCAUCCUUAUUCCCAUUUGCUUCGCUGCAGAGACAUUCCUUCAAACCAGUUUUACCUACCAGCUCAUGGAGAGACUUGGAAAGUGAGGACGAAUUGGCCAGGCGAGAUGAUGAGUAUGUUAAUUUAGGAGAUGUUUGACAGAAUACUCUUUCUCUCUGAAUUGUGGAAAUGAAAACUCUUGCACACUCCUAUUUUAAUUGUCCACAUUUCCUGCGAUGGUCUGUCCCUUUUUUUGCUACAUUCUGGAAGUAGCUAAUUACUGAAGCUUUUAUACAGGAAAAUCUUCCCUUAUUUGACAAUAGUAAUGCAUUUUACAAAUAACUUUAGAUCAUGUAUUUUCCUCAGUUUUCUGUAAAAGUAGAGGAAAUGGGAUGUAGCUGGGUUCUGUAGAGGCCGGCAAAGUAGUGGGUUGGAUCCACCCUCUCCCAUUUGCCCUGUUUCCUUCCAGAAAACCUUUUCUCUCUGGAAAUGCCAGGGCAACUGGAAGAAAAUGCCCCUCCUCUCUCUUGUAGGAACCUCUGCUGGGUCUGAAUCCAAAAAUUCAAAAUUGUUUUAUAAUCUUUGGGAACAAAUGAGAUGCAUAAGGUAUAUGAGCUUCUUCCUUGUUUGACCAUAAAAGGAGUAUUUGAGAAAUCUCCACCGAAAUUGAAAAUGACCUAGAGUUGGAUAUAGAACGUCUUAUUGGUUGGAUCAUAAAAUGAACAGAGUUGCACUGUUAAAAUUAGAUACUAUUUUUAAAAACAGACUUAAACUUUGAAAGUUUAUGUCCUAGCCUUUUAAAUUGGAGAAAUACUCAAUAUUUUAUCUUUUAUCACGCAUUCUAUUUUUUUCUGAUUAUCCAUUCUCUGCAUUAUAGUAUGCAGUAGAAGCCAUUUUGAGCUCUUUUACUAGUUAUCAUUCAAACUCACAAUCUCUUCUUUUCCUCACUAGUCUGUUUCCAUUAUGUCUAUUCUGGAGUCUUGAUUUGUAAAGGGUCUCUCCUUCCUGCCCAAGAACAGGAAGAGGUGGAAUUUAAGAGAUGCAAGUAAGCCAUAGCAAUUCUUCCAAUAGUUUGCUGAUUCAGUUAUUCUUCACUAAUGCCAGUAGCUUGCACUGAGCCUCAAGUCCUUUUUUUAGGAAGGACAGGUAAAAAUCUAUAUAUAGCUACGAAACUGGAUUUCUCAUCCAGCACUACUGCUUAUUAGAGAUGUGGCAUUAAAGCUAACUAUGAAUGUAAGAUGUUUGUGCAUUGGAUCUUGGUUUCUGGAUAUUGUCUAAACAGUACCUCACUUAUAUAAGCCAUAUAGAAAUCUUGCCUGCCCGUGCAAGAACAAAUAACUUUCACACUGAGAACAGAUUUCAAGAAAUCAGGAGGAUAAUGAAUCAACACAAUUAAAGCCAGAAGUUGCCCACAAGAGAGAACUGACAAGACUUUUUUUUUUGGAGAGCUGGAGAUUAAUUGAUGUCGUAGUAUAGAUGUGUUUAUUGAACUGCCCUAAGUGCAAUUCUUAAGCAUUGCCUUGCAGCUGGCUGCCGUCCUUUAAAGUUGCAUUGGCAGCUCAGAUUGGUCUCCAAUGUGAGUAUUCCCGCAGGAGUGGGUAGUGUAGACAAAUGCCAAAUGGAAACCUCCAAAGUCCACGUUGCCUUAUGAAUCUUGAUACUUGAGCUUCUUGAGCUUCCAGUAUUUUUAAAACACAAUAGUUCUACUUGUAUAUGUUGUUCUGAAAGCUAAUGUUGCACAUUUGUUUCUCUUCAGAUGUCUAGCAUUUAUAUUGUAGUUCCUUGCAGUUAGAUUUUCUGACUGCUUGGAGUAUGAUCUGAAUUCACUUUAAGACACUAACAUUGAAAAUUGCUUAAUUUUGUUAAAUUGUUUUCUUUGAAAGCUAAGUGGUUUGUAAAUAUAGUGAUCAUGGAAACGUAUUUAUAGAAAAGCUGUUGAGUACUGUGUUUCUAUAGAAAACUAUAAAUGGACAUACGGAGGGAUUUUUAAAAAUAAUAGCUUAUGGAACUGCUUCUUUCUAACCAGACUAGACAUGGCUUUGAGAUUAUCAAAAUGCAGCACUGUUUGAAUGGAGACAUAUUUAUCUUAUGAUAUUUGUUUAUCAGGAUUUUUUUUUGUUAUACCUCCCCAGUUUUUACACUGAAUACAAGCUUAGCUUUAACAGUACUUGAGGAAAAUAAUCUUCCUGUUAAUGCUUAAUAAUGCUUAAUUUGGACAAAUUUAUUUGUGAAUAAAAUGUACUUUUUACUAUU